CGGCAAUUUGAUCUGCUGACAAUCUCCGCUAGCGAGCCUUAUAAAGCCGCAACAGUCGGUGUGCUAGAAUCAGAAAUGGCUUCCCCUUCGUUUGGGUACCUGUUGGUGCUGGCAACAGUCCUCCUUUUCAUUAAUCCUAACGAGGUUGGAGCGAAAAGAACACUGAGGCUGUACAAGCUGGAGAAGGUGGUCGAGAAAAAAGAGGACCUGCAAAGCCAUCUGCGGAUCGCCGAGUUUGAAGAGGGUGUGCUGAAAGUAAGCGGAGAUCUGAAACAACAUGUAACCAUCGACAACGACUGGACGAUACACUUUACCAUCUCACGAGCUGACGGACAUGAUGAGGAGUACGAAGAAAUCCUGGACUUGCCCGAUCUGGGAGUUUGCGACGUCAUGAAGACCUACUAUAAGGAGUUCUUGUACAACGAGCUCAAGGAGUACUCGAAUGCCCCGCACCCUAACACCUGUCCCCUGCCUCCGGAGCACUAUCAGCUGGAGGACUAUCCAAUGGACGUGCACCUGUUGAAGAAGCUCCUUAUACCCGGAUACUACCGUAUUACCUCUAGGCUUCUACACAAUGACCACAUCAAGCUGGAAUACAUGGCAGAGCUGGAAAUGAAGGAAUAACCAUUGCGUAUAUGUAUACUUUAUAUUUUUCACUUGUUGAAAAUUAACCAGUACAGCAUUGGCUUCAACAUCACGUUGUUUAAAUACUUCGGGGCAACGUUAUCUUAAACUUGAUUUUAAACAUUCUUACUUUUCUAAAAAAUAAAAUAACCAUCGGCAAUACUUUGAUAUUAAGUGAUGUAAUAUAUAUACUUAAUAUUUCCCACAUUGAAAUGUGUAAGUUUUAAAACGUGAAGACCUCUAUAAUAUAUUUUCCUCUGGAGUAAAUAAAUUGCUUAUCGAGUAAGUCCCUUAUGGGUUAUCCGAUAAAUGCAAGCUGACUCGCCUUGAAACCCAACUAAUAAAUCAAAUAUUUUUCAUCGAUAAAAAGCAA
This is a messenger RNA of Drosophila kikkawai, 997 nucleotides long. RefSeq names its product Chemosensory protein A 87a (gene CheA87a). NCBI's taxonomy places the organism in Eukaryota, Metazoa, Arthropoda, Insecta, Diptera, Drosophilidae. The record is from RefSeq and is a predicted model, not a curated record.